AUGAAAGCCGUCAUUGCCGAGAAAACCGGCGGCCCCGAGGUCCUCGAAUUCAAACCAGACCACCCCGUCCCCACGCCCAAGGAGGGCCAACUGCUCGUCAAGAACAACAUCUCCGGCGUGAACUACAUCGACACCUACUUCCGCACGGGGCUCUACCAAUCCCCCAAGCCCGAGAUCCUGGGCCGCGAAGGCGCCGGCACCGUCGCGGCCAUCGGACCCGGUCCGAACCCCUUCAACUUCAAAGUCGGCGAUCGCGUCGCCUGGCUCACGACCGGCGGGUAUGCGGCGUACACGGCUGUCCCUGCGGAUCGGACGGUGCGGAUCCCCGACGGCAUUAGCGAUGAGGAUGUCAUUGCGUCGUUUCUGAGCGGUAUGACGGUGCUCUCGUUUAGUCGGGAGACGUAUGCUGUGCAGAAGGGCGAUUGGGUGCUUUUGCAUGCGGCGGCUGGCGGGGCCGGGUUUCUUAUGACGCAGCUGCUUAAGACGGUUGGGGCGAAGGUCAUUGGCACUGCGGGCGGGCCGGAGAAGGUGGCGUUGGUGAAGAGCUUGGGUGCGGAUGUGGUUAUCGAUUACCGGAGCGAGGAAGGCAAGGACUGGGUGAAGAUUGUGAAGGAGGUGACUGGGGGUCAGGGUGUCGAUGUUGUGUAUGAUUCUGUUGGAAAGGAUACGUGGGAGGGAAGCUUGGAGGCUGUCAAGCGGAAGGGUACGAUUGUUUGGUUUGGCAAUGCUAGUGGCCCGGUGCCUCCUAUUGCUCUGCCGAAACUCUCCCCUAAGUGCGUCAAGAUCGCGCGCCCGACUUUGUUCGGAUAUAUCGAGACUCGGGAGGAACUAGAGUAUUACGUGAAUGAGCUGUUCACUCUGCUCAAGUCCGGUCAGCUCAAGGUUAAGAUUCACAAGGUUUAUCCGUUGGAGCAGGUGGCUCAGGCCCAUCGCGAUCUUGAAGGUCGCAAGACGACAGGCAAGCUUUUGUUGAAACACGAAUAG
Aspergillus melleus is the source of this 984-nucleotide messenger RNA. It is a transcript of the gene ZTA1, whose product is annotated as quinone oxidoreductase family protein. The coding region runs from base 1 to 984 and encodes 327 amino acids. Gene Ontology annotation, biological process: cellular response to oxidative stress. Gene Ontology annotation, molecular function: zinc ion binding; quinone reductase (NADPH) activity. The record is from RefSeq and is a predicted model, not a curated record. NCBI's taxonomy places the organism in Eukaryota, Fungi, Ascomycota, Eurotiomycetes, Eurotiales, Aspergillaceae. Gene Ontology annotation, cellular component: cytoplasm. The transcript has 2 exons.